AACUGUAAAGUUAUUUAUCCGAAAUUAUUAUGUAGAAAUGCAGAAAAUACAAAAGAUGAAUGCUGGAAAGAACCUAUGUUCACGAUUGUGCCAUUUCAGAUUUACGAGAGCGCUUUCAGUAAAGGUAAAGUGUUGAAUGCGGUAGACUUGUCGCAGCACAGCGGUCUUUGGUAAACAACAUGGCGAGGCAAAGAGUUGAAAUUUCGGCUGUUACUAGCUCGAAAGGAAAUGUGCGGAAAAUGUCAAAUGGGAUAAAAUGGAUGAUUUCAAUUGUGAUUGUCUGUAUAAUGGUUGGAGCAACUGUUGCGGUAAUAUAUUAUGUAUUAGGUACAGAAGAUCCAUGUACAAAAAUAUUGAAGUCGAUGAGUGAACGAAAGAUAAUUCAAGGAGUAGACAUGAACCCAAUGGCAAUGGCAGCUUGUAGAUUGAAAUUUUGUGAAGUUGACUUAUCAGAAUGUCCGAUUUCUUGUCCAUUUUCUUAUGAAACUGACGAUAAAACACAAUGUCCGAAAAGCUGCGAGUGUGCUACAAGUGGAAUAUACCAAGGGGAUAUAAGAUUUGGAGAAGAUGAAGUUGAUAGAAUGAUGACAAGAUAUGGUCAUAGAGAAGAAGAAGAGUUCUCACUAUUUUUUGGAACAGCAUUUGAAAUCUGGAAUCAAACAAUUGUGAAUGGAAGAAUGAAGGUUCCUUAUAAGAUGAGCCCUAAUGUGUUGUACUCAACACUCGAUGCUUGGAAUCUUGUGGUGGAAGAUUACGGUAAAAAAUCAUGCAUUGAUUUGAUACAUUGGACAGAUGAAAACGAUUAUUUGAAUGUCGUGGAAACUGUCAAUUGUGCAUCAGCAGUGGGUCGUGGUUUUGGCAGUCAAAUGUUGGAACUUGGAGUUGGAUGUGGAAUACGUGCAACAAUACAGCAUGAACUUAUGCAUGCUUUCGGAUUUGAUCACGAACAAUCAAGACCUGACAGAGAUCUUCAUGUUACUAUACAUCCAGAAAAUAUUGAGCCAUACUAUCUUCACAAUUUUGAUAAACUGGAAGAACGCAAAGUUUUAGAUCUUGGAACAGAAUAUGAAAAACGAUCCGGUUUGCAUUAUGGUAGUGAUGAUUUUGGCAUAAAUGGAGCAACGAGUAUGACUUUUAAACCUGGAGAAGAAGUGAUUAUAACCAGAACAGAAGAGCGCUUACUUACUGAGGAGGAUUUCAGAGAAUUAAACAUAUUAUAUAGAUGCAAAUUAGAAAGUGAUGGACCGGUAGUAGGUUCAUGGAAACAAUGGGCGUCAUGGUCAGAGUGCUCUGUUUCAUGCCUGAAAGGAUAUCAAACCAGAUCUCGGGACUGUUAUGAUCCGAGUGGUGUGAAAGUUGGCAAUUGUGAGGGCGGUACUUUUGAGUACAGAGACUGUGAUUCGGGAGAAUGUCCUCCACCAGAUGGGAUUUACGAUGAAUGGACUGAAUGGGGUACUUGUGGGAGAGAGUGUGGUAUUGGGGAAAAACGGAGAUAUCGCAGUUGUCCUUUGAAGUACAAAAAUGGCUGUAAAGGUGUUUUUGGCAUACACCAUAUUGAAGAACAGAAGACAUGCCAGUUGAAAACAUGUGAUGGGUCUCCCAUGCAACCGAUACCUACAGAAUGGGGAAGUGAGUGGAUUCGAUCAACGUGUGGCGCUACAUGUGGGGGAUCACGUGAAUCACUCCAUUUACGGUGUCACUGUGGUCCUGGCAUUUGUCAUAUUUAUAACUGUGAUCCAGAAUACUCAUUCACUGAGACUGCUGAAGAUUGGGACCCUAUGUCGCUAAUGAAGUGGGUGCAUGCGCACUGAACCAUGUGAGGGAGAUAAUUCAGAGCAAACUUCAGUUACAGAAGCACCAGAAGUUAUUCAGCCAACUUUAUCAACAUUAUCCCCUGAUCAGUAUCCGAAGCCGUCAUCAUCCAGUCCUGAGUCUGUUAGUAUGUGGUCUGAAUGGGGGCCGUGGAGUGCAUGCGAUAAAUCUUGCGGAGACGGCCACCAGUCCAGAUCGCGACAAUGCUCAGAUUUCAAUUGUGACGGACACGGAUAUGAAAUGAUGGUUUGCUUCGUAAUGUCAUGUCCAGGUUCGCCUUUUGUACCUGAAGUGAUUCAGCCGACGUCUUCAACUUUGUCCCCAGAUCUGGGACCCAAUACCCAGACCCCUGGCCUUCAGUUCCUGGUCCUCAACCACAAUUUCCUGACCCCUGGCCUUCAGUUCCUGGUCCUCAACCUCAAUUUCCUGACCCUUGGCCUUCAGUUCCUGGUCCUCAACCUCAAUCUCCU
Molecule: messenger RNA, 2282 nt
Organism: Styela clava
Lineage: Eukaryota; Metazoa; Chordata; Ascidiacea; Stolidobranchia; Styelidae
Biological process (GO): proteolysis
Molecular function (GO): zinc ion binding; metalloendopeptidase activity
Source: RefSeq, a predicted model, not a curated record